AUGUCAUGUACCAAUUGCGGCCAGUAAUACCGCUCCUCCAUAAGAGCCCACGACUUGUCUCGCCCAAGGUGUUCGCCAAGGCCACCUCUAUAUAGCUUGUGAAUAAUCUGCUCUCUCAGAGAACUUUGGAGGAUGCACAGACGAUUCCCUUCGAAGGGAAAACCGUCUUGCAUAUGUAGGUCACUGGGAUGACCUUCUUGGAACCCCAUCCAUGUAUCCUUGAAGUCCUCGUUCUCGGCUUAUAGUUCCUUGAGACAGUCGAUGCUGACCAUCUCAUUGCUCAUCAUAACAAGUAGUGAUACACGACGGCUAAGCGCAUCAGCCACCUUGUUCUGCUGCCUUGACUUGUGCUUCAAAACGAACGUGAAUUCUUAUAAAAACGCAACCCAUCUAGCAUGCACAUGAUUCACUUUAGCCUAACUAUUAAUAAACUUUAAGGCUUGGUGGUCAGUGUAGAGAACAAACUCUCUCUGAAUCAAAUAAUGCCGCCAAUGUCGCAGCGCUUGAACAACUGCAUAUAGCUCAAGCUCAUAUGUCAACCACUUCUUUCGGACUUCAUUGACCUUCUCGUUGUAGAAGGCUACAAGCCUGUCUUUCUGUGAUAAGACUCCUCCAAUUCCGACAUAUGAGAUGUCACACUCAGCCACAAACAACUUGUCAAAACUGGGAAGAACCAAGACCGGUGUUGUGGACAAUCGAUGCUUGAUUUGAGCAAAGCUCUUGUCAGCCUCAUCGGUCCACUAAAAUGGUCUCUUUUUUAUGCAAUCUGUAAUAGGUGCGACCAUCAUGUUGAAAUUCUGCAUGAAUCGACGAUAUAAGGUUGUCAACCCAUGAAAAGUCUUUCAUGAAUGUUUGUCAACCUAGGAAGAAGUUUCAAAAUCAAACUCCAACUCAACCUCCCUAAAUUCGUGACUUACUAUAAAUAGUAAACUUAUUAUUUAUAGACGAUAAUGAUUCCUGCUAGGCUUCAUGGUUUUCAGCCAAGUGUCCUAUUUGGCCUAAUCACGUUAUUCUCCUAAAUUUUCUUUGUCCUUGUCAUGUUGGACACAACUCAUGAAGCUCAAAGGAUGAAGAGUUAUGAUCGAACAAAAACUUACUAUAAAUAGUAAAAACGAAAUUAAAAAAGACUUUCGACCGUCGAUCUGAUGAAAUCUUGCAAAUUAGGUGUGGGCAACCCAGCAUAGUGGUUUGGGUGGCUAAAGUAGAUUCUCCUACCCAAAAAUCAUAUAUGGUACGUCGAAUAACUCAUUCCGGUUUGUGAGAUAGGCCUGUUUCAGGGAUCCGACGAUCCCGAUCACUACCGCUUUCGAUCAGGCCUUCUCUGGUCUAUCUUGGACAUUAAAGUGUCUGUGACCCGCUCUACAUCAAGGUUUCUGGAAGAGUAGCUUACAAUGGCCAUGGGAUGGAGGAGUUCGUCCCUCAAAGGACAUCGGCUUAUAUCAGUCAACAUGAUCUUCAUAUUGGGGAAAUGACAGUGAGAGAGACCUUGGCUUUCUCUGCUCGAUGCCAAGGAGUCGGGACCCGUCACGAGAUGUUGAUGGAGUUGUCAAGAAGGGAAAAAGCAGCAAACAUUAAGCCGGAUCCCGACCUUGACAUCUUCAUGAAGGCUGCAUCGCUUGAAGGGCAGAAGGAAAGUGUCAUCACGGAUUAUAUUCUGAAGAUUUUGGGACUGGAAGUAUGUGCCGAUACCAUGGUAGGGGAUCAAAUGCUGAGGGGCAUAUCAGGAGGACAAAAGAAGCGUGUUACGACAGGUGAGAUGCUUGUCGGACCUGCGAAGGCCCUUUUCAUGGAUGAGAUAUCGACUGGUCUGGACAGCUCUACCACUUUCCAGAUUGUGAAUUCCCUGAGACAGUCAAUUCACAUUCUCGGUGGGACAGCACUGAUUGCACUGCUUCAGCCAGCUCCGGAGACUUAUGACCUCUUCGAUGACAUUGUUCUCCUCUCUGACGGGCAGGUCGUUUACCAGGGUCCCCGUGAGAAUGUGCUCGAGUUCUUUGAAUCCAUGGGUUUCAAAUGCCCCGAGAGGAAAGGUGUCGCCGACUUCUUGCAGGAAGUGACAUCAAGAAAAGAUCAGCGGCAGUACUGGGCACGUAGAGAUGAACCAUACAGAAACAUUCCCAUCAAGGAAUUCGCCAAUGCAUUCCAAUCAUUCCAUGUCGGUCGUAAAAUAGGAGAAGAACUCAGCACCCCGUUUGAUAAGAGCAAGAGCCAUCCUGCUGCUUUGACGACAUCUGAAUAUGGUAUCAGCAAGAAGGAAUUGCUGAAAGCAUGUGUUUCAAGGGAAUUGUUGCUUAUGAAGAGGAACUCAUUUGUCUACAUCUUCAAAAUGAUGCAACUGUUAGUCGUCGCUUUAAUCACUAUGACAGUCUUCUUCCGUACCAAAAUGCACCACAAUUCGAUAUCCGAUGGAUCAACAUUUAUGGGUGCUCUCUUUUUCACGCUCAUCUCCCUUAUGUUUAAUGGGUUCUCAGAGCUCGCCAUGACAAUCGCAAAGCUUCCUGUGUUCUACAAGCAAAGAGACUUCCGCUUCUAUCCUUCAUGGGCAUACUCUCUGCCUACAUGGAUCCUCAAGAUUCCCAUUUCGUUUGCAGAAGUCGCUAUUUGGAUUGCCCUCACUUAUUAUGUCAUCGGCUAUGACCCAAAUGCUGGGAGGAUGUUUAAACAGUAUCUGCUACUCAUAUUGAUUAGCCAGAUGGCGUCUGGAUUGUUUCGGUUAAUUGCUGCACUAGGUCGGAACAUGAUCGUUGCAAGCACAUUUGGGUCAUUUGCACUUCUUGCAGUUUUGACACUCGGAGGAUUCAUUGUAUCACGAAAGGAUGUGAAGAAAUGGUGGAUCUGGGGUUACUGGUCCUCGCCUUUGAUGUAUGCGCAGAAUGCAAUUGCGACGAAUGAAUUUCUUGGGCAUAGUUGGAAGCGUGUUGUUUCUGGUUCGACGGAAAUGUUAGGGUUCAAAAUCUUAGAGUCUCGUGGAAUCUUUCCUGAAUCAAAAUGGUAUUGGAUUGGUGCCGGCGCAUUGUUUGGUUACAUUCUCCUAUUCAAUGGCCUUUUCAUAGCCGCUCUCACUUAUCUCAACCCAUAUAAGGGCGGUCAAGCAGUUCUAUCUGAAGAGGCCUUGAAGGAGAAGCAUGCAAACAGAACCGGAGAAGUCGAAGAGGUGGAGCUGUCAACCAGGAGAACAAGCUCUUCUGCAUGUAUUGGCAAUGAAAUUAGAAUGACAGAAGCCACCGAUUGUGCUAGUAAGAGCAAUAAGAAGGGCAUGGUUCUUCCUUUUGCACCCCUUUCCAUCACCUUCGAUAAUGUUAGAUAUUCCGUAGACAUGCCGCAGGAAAUGAAAGCUCAAGGUUUUCCAGAAGAUCGAUUAGAGCUUCUGAAGGGAGUAAGUGGAACUUUCAGGCCAGGAGUACUUACAGCUCUGAUGGGUGUCAGCGGUGCUGGUAAGACUACGCUGAUGGAUGUGUUGGCCGGAAGGAAGACAGGUGGAUACAUAGAAGGAAACAUCACCAUAUCUGGCUACCCCAAGAAGCAAGAAACAUUCACUCGGAUAUCGGGAUACUGUGAACAGAACGACAUCCACUCUCCUCAUGUUACAGUCUAUGAAUCUCUCGUUUACUCUGCAUGGCUUCGGUUACCAACAGAAGUAGAUUCUGCCACAAGAAAGAUGUUCAUUGAGGAAGUCAUGGAGCUUGUAGAGCUAACAUCGUUGAGGGAAUCGCUGGUCGGGCUACCUGGCGUGAAUGGGCUGUCGACGGAGCAGCGAAAGAGGCUGACUAUUGCUGUUGAGCUUGUUGCCAACCCAUCUAUAAUAUUCAUGGACGAGCCAACGUCUGGACUAGAUGCCAGGGCAGCAGCCAUUGUGAUGAGAACCGUGAGGAACACCGUGGACACCGGCAGAACUGUGGUGUGCACAAUCCACCAGCCCAGUAUCGACAUAUUCGAAGCUUUUGAUGAGCUAUUCCUUUUGAAGAGAGGAGGAGAAGAAAUAUACGUUGGCCCACUGGGCCAUCACUCUAGCCAUCUGAUCAACUACUUUGAGGGAAUCAAUGGAGUCCAUAAGAUAAAGGAUGGUUACAAUCCGGCGACAUGGAUGUUGGAGGUGUCUAGCAUAGCACAGGAGGGGAUUUUGGGGGUGAAUUUUUCUGAAAUAUACAAGAAUUCAGAUCUUUUCAGGAGAAACAAAGCUCUAAUUGCAGAAAUGAGCUCACCUCCCCCUGGUUCCACAGAUCUCUACUUCCCAUCUCAGUAUUCACAGCCCUUUAUCACACAAUGCAUUGCCUGCCUAUGGAAACAGCGAAUGUCGUACUGGCGGAAUCCGCCGUACACUGCUGUCCGGCUUCUCUUCACGACUGGCAUCGCCUUGAUGUUUGGAUUGAUAUUCUGGGAUCUUGGGUCCAAAACGACUUCUCCACAGGACCUGCUCAAUGCCUUGGGCUCCAUGUAUGCUGCAGUUCUCUUCCUCGGAGUGCAAAAUGCCUCAACAGUGCAGCCAGUUGUGGCUAUCGAACGUACUGUUUUCUAUAGAGAGAGGGCUGCUGGGAUGUAUUCAGCUCUACCAUAUGCCUUUGCGCAGGUGGCGGUCGAGAUUCCAUACAUCUUUGUUCAGAGUGUUACAUAUGGGGUCAUCGUCUAUGCCAUGAUCCAAUUCGAAUGGACGGCUGCCAAGUUCUUCUGGUAUCUCUUCUUCAUGUUCUUCACAUUGCUCUAUUUCACUUGCUACGGAAUGAUGGCUGUCGGCCUCACUCCCAACGAAAACAUUGCUGCAAUCGUUUCCUCUGCAUUCUAUUCGCUGUGGAACCUGUUUGCAGGCUUCAUCAUUCCCCGGCCCAGAAUUCCCAUAUGGUGGAGAUGGUACUACUGGGCAUGCCCGGUUGCUUGGACCUUGUAUGGAUUGGUCGCUUCCCAGUUUGGUGACAUAUCCAAACGCAUGGACAAUGACAUGAUAGUGUCGGAGUUCGUGAGGCAAAACUUCGGAGUCAAGCAUGACUUCCUGGGAGUGAUUGCCGCUGGGAUCAUUGGAUACGCAGUACUCUUUGCAUUCGUCUUUGCCUUUUCCAUUAAGGUGCUGAACUUCCAAAGAAGAUAAGAAGGUUUUUUUAUUUUUUCCUCACAAGCCAAAAUCAAAUGGGGUUUGAUCAGUUCAGCUCCCUGCAGUUCAUGACGCUUUUGGGCUCUUCUAUCCAAACUAGGGGGCUGAAGUUUGAAUAUCAUAUGCUAGUAUUUGUUGGUUGAUUCUUGAAAUUUGAUAUAGUUAACCCUUUUUAAUACUUUCUUAUGCACCAUAUUUAGUUUCAUAAGUGUGUUGAAGGCUAUUGUUGUAUUAGCAUACAGAAAAACUAGAAUUA
Magnolia sinica is the source of this 5339-nucleotide messenger RNA. RefSeq names its product ABC transporter G family member 39-like. Gene Ontology annotation, cellular component: membrane. Gene Ontology annotation, molecular function: ATP hydrolysis activity; ABC-type transporter activity; ATP binding. The record is from RefSeq and is a predicted model, not a curated record. The coding region runs from base 1403 to 5080 and encodes 1225 amino acids. The transcript is spliced from 21 exons. Lineage: Eukaryota; Viridiplantae; Streptophyta; Magnoliopsida; Magnoliales; Magnoliaceae.